Molecule: messenger RNA, 943 nt
Organism: Episyrphus balteatus (marmalade hoverfly)
Lineage: Eukaryota; Metazoa; Arthropoda; Insecta; Diptera; Syrphidae
Product: homologous-pairing protein 2 homolog
Exons: 5
Coding region: 113-745 (210 amino acids)
Biological process (GO): meiotic joint molecule formation; homologous chromosome pairing at meiosis; meiotic strand invasion involved in reciprocal meiotic recombination
Cellular component (GO): condensed nuclear chromosome; DNA recombinase auxiliary factor complex
Molecular function (GO): double-stranded DNA binding; recombinase activator activity
Source: RefSeq, a predicted model, not a curated record
UUUUCGAAAUUUAAAACUACUCUAAAAUUUUUUGUUCGCUCUGUUUUUUACUUAUUUACAUAAUUUUGUCGAUAUUAAAGUGAUUAAAUAAGCUAAAUCAAUAAAUGACAAGAUGGCAAAACCAGAUGUCUCCAAAGAAGUUUUGAGUCUUCUACAGGAAGGAAACAAACCGUAUUCGGUGAAUGAAGUUUUUGAAAAAUGCGGUAAAGAAUAUGGCAAAGCUGCUGUUCAAAAAGCAUUGGAUUCCCUUUUAUUUCGGGAGAAAAUAGUUGAAAAGGCAUUUGGAAAGCAGAAAAUUUACUUUAUUCGACAGUCAAGUUAUGACCCAAAAGAAGUCAAAUCCGAACUUCAAAUGCUAACACAAAAGAAGGCGCUUUCUGAUUCAAGUUUAAAAACCAAACAGGAUAAAAUUCGUGAAUUGGAAACAAAACUUAAAUCCUUCUCAGCAAUUCCCAGUUUAGAUGCUUUGGAAGCUGAGAAGAAAAAUUUACAAGAAUCAGUUGAUGAAUUAACGGUUAAAUUGGACAAUAUUCGUGCUAAGCAGGGUGUUAAGAUUUCAUCGGAAGAUAUUAAAAAGGUUGAAAAACGCCAUGCAAAAUAUCUUUCUGUUUAUAGGAAACGAAAACGAAUCUGCACUGAUAUGAUAGAUGCUAUUCUUGAAGGCUAUCCAAAAUCAAAGAAAAUUUUGAUACAAGAUAUUGGUCUGGAAACCGAUGAAGCGGCAGGAUUUACUCCUCCUAAAUAAAAUUUUUAAACUACAUAGAAAUACGAUUAUUAUGCUUAUGUGUUCAUUAAGAUUUGUUGCUUGUUUUUGUAUAAAAAUAAAUAGUUUUUAUUUAUAUUAUAUACUAAAAUGUACAUAAUAUGUUAUGAGAAUAUUUUUUUUUUUUGUUUACUGUUAAUUUGCUACAAAAUAAUUGUUUUUGAGUCUCUGAAGUAAUUU